AAGACAAUCCAACAUCUCUCUCUUUCAGUUCCAAGUUCCAAGUAAUCUCCGACCGAAAGCAAAAGCAUCCGCAAAACUAGAUUCCUCAACUGAACCAUCUGAGCCGAAAUUUAACUACACGACCGUCGUUGAGACAAUGACGUCACCGGAAACUUCCUCCGUCGCAACCACAAGUGUCCACGUAAGCGCUCUAGACGGACUAGUCAACGUGAACUCUCUCUUCACCAUAGCAGUCUUCGUAGGUCUCUCCUUAGCGACUCCAGGACAGCACAGCCUCGAGCUGCGAUCUAGCUGCGACGCGAGUGCUGACGUGGCGAAGAAGUUAAUUGUCUUCGAAGUCGUCUCUUUCAGCUUCUUCCUCUUCUCCUCCCUCGUAGCUCAGGGUCUCAAGCUUGCUCUUAACCUUCUCAACAGCAAAGACGUCGACGAGAUUUUCAGAGCUCAUAUCAAUAUUAAGGUUCUGAGAUGGGGAAUGAUGGCGUCUGCUGUCGGAUCUGUGAUGGGUUGUUUGUUUUUGAUGCUGUCUAUGGUUAAUGUGAUUCAAAUCCGUCUUGGGUUGCUUUCUUGUGGUAGUAAGUCUUCGGCUCAGGCGGUUGCAACGCUUGUGACGUUGGUUUCCUCUGCUCUCUUGGUUUAUAUCUCAACUGCUAUUUAUGCUUUCUGGCAUUGACACUGUUUUAUACAGAGAGACAAAGUGAUUUUGUAAUGAUGGAGCCUAUCAAGUUCUGAAGUCAUUGGCUUUAUUUUGAUUGGCCAAUAUAAUUUAUCAGUGUCUUUAAAUCUUUCUUUUUUUGUUUUCUGGUUGAAACAAUUUUUUGUUUCUUUCCUGAUAUUGACAAAGACAAGAGAAUCUGAUGAUAAGCUUUUAUGAACACAAAUGAAGAUGUGUGUUUGUUGUUUUAUUCAGCUGAAGGGUUUAGUGAAAG
Molecule: messenger RNA, 926 nt
Organism: Eruca vesicaria subsp. sativa (arugula)
Lineage: Eukaryota; Viridiplantae; Streptophyta; Magnoliopsida; Brassicales; Brassicaceae
Source: the annotation of a GenBank genome assembly